Molecule: messenger RNA, 1469 nt
Organism: Anopheles darlingi
Lineage: Eukaryota; Metazoa; Arthropoda; Insecta; Diptera; Culicidae
Product: phenoloxidase-activating factor 2-like
Exons: 3
Coding region: 58-1380 (440 amino acids)
Biological process (GO): proteolysis
Molecular function (GO): serine-type endopeptidase activity
Source: RefSeq, a predicted model, not a curated record
GGUCCGGCUCAUUCUCGAUUCGACCGUUUUACCGAUUGCAGGGCCAGUGCUCUCACAAUGCGUUCUCUGACGGUGACGCUACUUGGUGUGGUGACGUUGCUCGGCUGCACAACGAACAUCCUAGCGGACGAGCUUAGCCUUGACGAUCUAAUCAACCAAGUGUUUACGACCGCUUCGUCGGGUAAGGAUGUGGCACCGGCGACACCGGCUCCACCACCGGUACCACCAGCACCACCCGUAGGCCAAAAGGGUGGACCAUGCGAGGGUGAAGCCGUUUGUAUCCAGAAGUAUCUUUGCUCGAACGCCAGCACCUCGGGCGAGGGAUUAAUCGAUAUUCGCUUCUCGGAUGAUAACCCGUGUGUGGAUUAUCUGUUGCAGUGCUGCUUCCCGGAAGACAUCAUUCAAGCACCGGGUGGCAAUGAUGGUGGCCAUGGUGGUAAUGGUGGCAAUACUGGCAAUACUGGCAAUACUGGCGGCGGUGGUGGUGGUGGUGGCACCGUUCCACCUGUACCCACCCCGCCCACCACGGUAGUGCACAACGCUGGAUGCGGAAAGCGUAACACCGAGGGUAUCGGCUUCCGGAUUACUGGUGCCAAGGAUAGCGAAUCCGAGUAUGGUGAGUUCCCGUGGAUGAUGGCCAUCCUGAAGACGGAGGAGGUGCUGGGACAGCGGCGCGAGAACGUGUACCAGUGCGGUGGCUCGUUGAUCCACAACCAAGUCGUCCUGACCGCGGCGCACUGCGUCAAUAACAAGCAGGCGUCCGAGCUGAAGGUGCGCGCUGGUGAAUGGGAUACGCAGACGAAGAACGAAAUUUACCCACAUCAGGAUCGUUCGGUCGUGGAGGUCGUCGUCCAUCCCGAAUACUACAAGGGCGGUCUGCACAACGAUGUGGCGCUACUGUUCCUUGACUCUCCGUUCCAGCCAAACGAAGGCAUCCAACCGGUGUGCCUGCCACCGCAGGAUGCUAAGUUCGAUCAUCAGACAUGCUUCGCCUCCGGUUGGGGCAAGGAUGUGUACGGUAAGGCCGGUACGUACCAGGUCAUCCUGAAGAAGAUCGAUCUUCCGGUCGUACCGAACGACCAGUGCCAGUCAGCGCUCCGUACGACGCGACUCGGUGCCAAGUUUACGCUACACAAGAGCUUCAUCUGCGCCGGUGGUGUACCGGGCAAGGAUACGUGCAAGGGUGACGGUGGUUCGCCUCUGGUCUGCCCGAUUCCUAACAAGCAGCAUCAGUACUACCAGACCGGAGUGGUCGCGUGGGGCAUCGGAUGCGGUGAGAAUGGUAUCCCAGGUGUCUACGGUAACGUAGCCAAGUUCCGCAACUGGAUCGAUCAGCAUAUGGUCCAGCGCAACUUCGGUACCAGCAGCUAUACCUCAUAGGAAGCCACCAUUCUCGCUUCCCGCUUCAGCGGAACACCGUUAAAUGAUUCUUUUCAACACAAAUACAUUAGACCACUAAUCAAAUAACA